Messenger RNA from Bradysia coprophila, 812 nucleotides. RefSeq names its product grpE protein homolog, mitochondrial Roe1 (gene Roe1). Gene Ontology annotation, cellular component: PAM complex, Tim23 associated import motor. The record is from RefSeq and is a predicted model, not a curated record. NCBI's taxonomy places the organism in Eukaryota, Metazoa, Arthropoda, Insecta, Diptera, Sciaridae. Gene Ontology annotation, biological process: protein folding; protein import into mitochondrial matrix. Gene Ontology annotation, molecular function: protein homodimerization activity; protein-folding chaperone binding; adenyl-nucleotide exchange factor activity.
UUGUCAUAUUCUGAUUAUGUAAAAGUUAAGUUGUUGUUUGAGCGAACACACCGAACUGCAGUGAAAUUUAUAUCAAAGAAUUAGAGAGAUUUACUCAAAUAUAUCACAAUGGCAUCCUUGACCGUAAUGUUCCGAUCGCCCAGAUUUACUACGCUGCUUCAACAAACGUCAAAUUUACGAUUGUCAGCACCAUUGUCCAGUCGAAAUUUUUCGUCAGAACGAAAGGAAAACGUUAUCGACCCGGAACAAAAAGACAGCGAAAGUAAACCGACAGCGGAAGUCGAAGGGCUAACACUCGAAGUAACAAAAUUAAAGGAAAAGAAUGAUGAACUGCUGGACAAGUAUAAGCGAUCGCUGGCCGAUAGUGAAAAUUUACGGAAACGUUUGACCAAACAGAUCGACGACGCUAAAGUUUUCGGUAUACAGAGCUUCUGCAAGGACUUAUUGGAAGUGGCAGACAUAUUGGGACAUGCGACCAACGCGGUGCCGAAAGAUGAAGUAAACAACUCGAAUCCGCACUUAAAGAAUCUGUACGAAGGCUUGACGAUGACGCAACAGUCAUUGAUGCAAGUUUUUAAACGGCACGGAUUAGAGGUGGUCAAUCCAAUCAAUGAGAAAUUCAAUCCCAAUUUGCAUGAAGCGCUGUUCCAGAAGCAAUGUGAAAAUGUCGACCCAGACGUUGUAGUUGAGGUGACAAAAGUCGGUUAUAAGUUACGCGAGAGAUGUAUACGGCCGGCACUGGUGGGCGUUUCGAAAAAAUGAAAUUGUUCUGUGGUGGAUGUAUGCAAGGAAAUAGAAAUCAGUUCAUCGUA